This is a messenger RNA of Aspergillus glaucus CBS 516.65, 2691 nucleotides long. RefSeq names its product esterase-like activity of phytase family protein. The coding region runs from base 1 to 2691 and encodes 896 amino acids. Lineage: Eukaryota; Fungi; Ascomycota; Eurotiomycetes; Eurotiales; Aspergillaceae. The transcript is spliced from 6 exons. The record is from RefSeq and is a predicted model, not a curated record.
AUGGCUGCAACGCGAACUUCGUCCCGCCAGGCCGCCCAGAAGGCCAAGGAAGCGAUUACAAGCACUGCGGAGCCUAGGGGUCAAGGAGCUGCUGGAACCAAGCGCAAGGGAGCUACCGAAAAAGCUCCGGAGCCAAAGAAGGGAAAGAAGGGCGGCCAGGAACCGAAGAAGGAACCGGAGGAGAGCAAAGAAGAAGUAGACCAGAAAGCGAAGGAAGAGGAGCCUCCUAAGCCAUCGCAUGACGAUAACAAAAUAAAGGAAGAGGGGAAGGCGACGGAGGAGGAGAAUGGGGAGAAGGAAGAGGAGAAGGAUGAAGAAGAACCAAGCAAGGCCGGUGCAGAAGCUGAUGAAAAGCCCGCUAAAGAAGACGAGAAGCCAUCCGAUGGUAUUGAAGCCGGAGUCAGGAAAUCGCAAGAGAGAGAAGACAUCGUGCCGUCAAACAUACUCGAAAAAGGCAUCAUUUACUUCUUCUAUCGCCCGCGCGUCAAUGUUGAAGAACCACACAGCAUGAAAGAAAUCGCCCGAAGCUUCAUUGUCUUACGCCCAACACCGAUAGGGGCGACAAUCGAUGAGAAGCAAGGCUCGCUCGAGCCAGGCGCGAGUUGUCGCUUGAUCGUCCUUCCCAAGAAGAAGUUCCCAACAUCAGCUAGAGAACGGGAUAUGGCAUUCGUGGAGAAGGGCGGGCAGUCUAUGAAAGAGUUGAAGGAAAGCUUCAUCUCUGGAGGCAAAUACGAAACCUCAACACGAGGCGAGCGCACUGUUGAAGAAGCCAGGCCAUAUGCUGAAGGAGUAUAUGCCAUCACUUCGACGAAGCGGGCCUCACACCUUGCCUACAUUAUUACCAUCCCCGAUGAACUCGGCUCAGUGCAAGAAGAUUUCGGUCUUUGCGGGCGCGGUAGCUGGAUCGUGCAGGCCAAGAACCCUAAAUACCCCGGCCCAGCUACUGCGCAGCUUCCCAAGAGCCCUGAGUAUCCUGAGGAAAUCCGCGAGAAAUUCGCUGAUUACCGAUGGGUGCCACUGGAACCUGUAUUCAUCAACUACCCCAACGCGCAAAUCCUCAUGAUCGGUGAAGCCCAAGACGAACUUGGAAAGGCUGCCAUUGCGGAGCCUGAUGGCAAGAAAGAGAACCAAGAACAACCGGGCGAGGAGCUGGAGAAACUCGAGCAUGAGAAUGAAGAGCGAAUUGAAGCUUUGCAGGCUGCUGCAAAGAAUGUCGUGAAUCAAACAACAUGCGGAGGCACGACAUACACAUACAAUGAACUAGCCGGAUACGGUUUCGUGCCCUCAAACGCAACAGACAAAUACGGCGACACGCUAGGAGGCUAUGGAAGUUCUGCCGCAAUUGACCAGUCUUCCUGGCGCAAGACAGGCAAUGGCUCGUAUGCGGGGAUUGUCUAUACUCUUCCAGAUCGUGGAUGGAACACAAACGGAACUCUCAACUUCCAAUCCCGCAUCCACAAACUAGGCAUCUCACUUACCCUCGCCCCCCACGCCUCAGCAUCCAACCCCUCAAAACCAAAUCUCCACCUGAAAUACCUAGACACCAUCCUCCUCACCGGCCCAGACGGUGAACCAACCACCGGCCUCGACGCCGAUAUCACCGGCCACGCCUCCUACCCAGGUUUCCCCCCAUUACCCGUCGCGACAUACGAAGGCGAUGGCUUCGGGGGCGCAGGACCAGGCGGGAAGCGCAUCUCAAUCGACAGCGAAGGUCUAGCAUUAGGUCAUGACGGGACAUUCUGGAUCUCCGAUGAAUACGGGCCGUAUGUGUACAAAUUCGACCGCAAUGGGAAAAUGCUCCUGGCCAUUCAACCACCCGAUGCCUUUCUGCCCCGGCGCAACGGAAGUAUCAGCUUCAACUCUGACUCCGCGCCUAUCUACGCACCGGAGAAAAUCCCCAUCCCAGAGGAUACAGAGACAGGCCGUGAUAAUAACCAGGGUCUUGAGGCUAUCACCAUCUCCCCUGACGGAAAGACAUUAUACACGAUGAUUCAAUCCGCGCUGGACGCGGAGGGCGGUCCGAAAAAACGACAUCGUCAACCGGCGCGGAUUCUCGAGUAUGAUAUUUCUUCUCCGGAUACACCUGUGUACAAACAUGAAUAUGCGGCGUUGCUCCCGAAAUACAGGGACUACACCAAGUCCGCGGACGACAAGAAGGCCUACUGCGUCGCGAGUCAGUCUGAGAUUCAUAUCCUCCCGUCAGGCGAUUUCCUAGUCCUAGCCCGGGACUCAGAUUUUGGCAAUGGGCAGGAAAACACGCGUUCUGUCUACAGGCAUGCGGAUGUCUUUUCCAUUUCGAACGCUACAGAUCUUAAGGGCUCGAAAUACGAUUCCGCGAGCGGAUCCAUCGCAUCUAGCAAAGGUGUCUUGAGCUCCGAUAUCACGCCGGUAGAGUACUGUGAGUUUGUGGACUACAAUGUCAACUCUGAGUUGGCGAGAUUCGGACUGCACAAUGGUGGGAAGACGGGUCCGGGGCUUCUGAACGAGAAGUGGGAGAGUUUGGCACUUGUUCCUGUGGACCCGGAGUCGAGUUCGUCUGGGGGCGAGAAGAAGGAGUAUCUUCUGUUCAGCUUCAGUGAUAAUGAUUUUAUGACUCAGGAUGGGCAUAUGAACUUUGGGAGAUUCGACUAUGCCGAUGAGUCGGGAUACAAUUUGGAUAACCAGGUUCUUGUCUUCAAGAUUUCUUUUUGA